Toxorhynchites rutilus septentrionalis is the source of this 1595-nucleotide messenger RNA. RefSeq lists its product as uncharacterized. The record is from RefSeq and is a predicted model, not a curated record. Bases 43 to 771 code for a protein of 242 amino acids. Lineage: Eukaryota; Metazoa; Arthropoda; Insecta; Diptera; Culicidae. Gene Ontology annotation, molecular function: DNA binding. The transcript is spliced from 2 exons. Gene Ontology annotation, cellular component: nucleus.
UUCCUAGGGUAUUUAACAAAACUUUUUGGUUUUACUAUAAAGAUGCCUACAAAUUACAAGCGCAAGAGUAACCGGCAGUCAAGGACCGCUCAGCAGUUGGAACAAGCCAUUAAGGCUGUAAGAAGUGGAUCGCCGGUGAAGACAGCAGCAAGAAGUUACGCAAUUCCAAGAUCCACACUGAUUCACCACCUCACAAGUCCAACUGUAUCAACUCGGCUAGGACCUCUUGAUUCCGUAUUCAAUUCUCAACAAGAAGAGGAACUGGUACAACAUAUGUUGCCAAAUCCCACAUUGUCGUUCCGUAAACCUGAAGCUACCUCUGCCGCCCGAGCCAGAGGCUUCAAUAAGCCAGCAGUAUCUGCGUUUUACGAUUUGCUGGAAGAAGCGCUGAAAGAUCCCAAAUUGACGCCAGAUCGUGUUUUGAACGCCGAUGAGACUAGUGUUCCUCCGAAGAAGUCUAAGGUAGCGGCAUUGAAAGGCAAAAAACAGGUUGGUGGUAUUACAUCUGCGGAACGCGGAGAAACAGCUACGGCAGUAAUGUGCAUGUCCGCAACCGGACAGCACUAUCCGCCGUUCUUCAUUUUUCUUCGCAUGCGAAUGCACGAAGUUUUGAAGAAAGGGGCAUCACGUGGAAGCAAAUUUGCCUGUAAUGCAUCGGGUUACAUGACGGUCGAAAUAUUCAAUGAGUGGUUCGAUCACUUUUUGGAGCAUGUAAAACCUUCUGAGAACAGUCCUGCCUUGCUCAUAAUUGAUGGCCUGCCUUGCUCAUAAUUGAUGGCCACUCGUCGCACACGAAGAACCUAGCUUUUACCGAGAAAGCUAGAGCUAACUUUGUUAAGGUUCUAGUUUUACCACCUCACACUAGCAACAAACUUCAACCGCUUGAUGUAUCCUUUAUGGCACCUUUCAAGACGUACUACGCACAGGAAGUAGAGCGUUUCCUACAACAGAAUCCAGGUAAAGUCAUCAGCCAAUAUGACGUUGCCGAGCUCAUGAAACCUACAUUCUUCAAGGCGGCCACUACGGAAAUUGCUGAGAGUGGGUUCGAAAAAACAGGAAUUUGGCCAUUUGAACGCAAUAUUUUUUCCGAUGAUGACUUUGCCCCGGCCACGGUGACUGAUCAAUCCGAUCCUGAGAUUCUUCGUGAAGAAGACAUCCCGAAGACAUCAUGGCUGAUUUCGCAGAACCGGACAGCAUCUCAACGGCCAAUAACCCGGUGUUCAUACUUCCGUUACCGAAAAUGGUCACCCCGAGAGUCACGAAGAGAAAACGCCAAGCAGAAAAGGCAGAUGACAUAACGUCUGCUCAAUACGCUGACACUUUGAAGAAGGCGAAAGCAUCGAAAGACAUUAAAUCCAUCAAAAAAGAACAAAAACAACGCUCUUCGAAGAAGCCUAAGCAAAAUCAGGGCAAAGGGGACACCUCAUCUGAUAAUCUAUGCGAGAAAUGCGGAAGCCAGUUUUCUGAUUCAGAUUUCGGGACAGGUUGGACAAUAUGCUUACAAUGCCUUUCAUGGUUCCACGCUGAAUGCUUUACUUCUGCUGCAACUAUUUGUCAGAACUGCUCUUGAUUCUUCUUUUUUUCUUAUUUUUUUA